Plenodomus lingam JN3 is the source of this 120-nucleotide messenger RNA. RefSeq lists its product as uncharacterized. The record is from RefSeq and is a predicted model, not a curated record. Lineage: Eukaryota; Fungi; Ascomycota; Dothideomycetes; Pleosporales; Leptosphaeriaceae.
AUGGCAAGACAACAUGUCAAAAGGGCAUUCAUAGAUACAACUACAUCGUCGCCAAUACACACUGUUGCCUCGAAGGAUGGAGGAAUGACUGCGCUAGUGCCUGUGUUGGGUAACAAAUAA